This is a messenger RNA of Melanotaenia boesemani (Boeseman's rainbowfish), 2231 nucleotides long. RefSeq names its product TGF-beta activated kinase 1/MAP3K7 binding protein 1 (gene tab1). The coding region runs from base 188 to 1705 and encodes 505 amino acids. The transcript is spliced from 11 exons. Gene Ontology annotation, cellular component: cytosol. NCBI's taxonomy places the organism in Eukaryota, Metazoa, Chordata, Actinopteri, Atheriniformes, Melanotaeniidae. Gene Ontology annotation, biological process: protein dephosphorylation. Gene Ontology annotation, molecular function: protein serine/threonine phosphatase activity. The record is from RefSeq and is a predicted model, not a curated record.
AAUGUAAGCUGAAUUCAGCUAACUUUAUUACAAUGAACACCCAAUGUAACGAAAAUGGGUAUCAAGUUAUAUAUAUUUAAUGUUAUUUGACAUCGUUUAAAUCCAUUUAAGAACAAAGAGUGUAUUCACAUAGUUGAAGUUGAAUAUUUGGCCCUUGGGGUCUUGAACGCAACGAGUCCGGUCCAACAUGGCGGCGCAGCGCAGGACUAUGAUGCAGAGCCAUCAGAGCUGGACAGAUGACCUGCCCCUGUGUCAGAUGUGUGGAGUUGGUAGAGCACCCAACUGUGUGUAUGGUCCUGAUGGUAAAGGAACUCAGAGCCAUCUCAUGGAAGAUGGACACCUCAUGUUGAGAGGAGAGGAUGGCUGUUUCCUGUAUGGGGUUUUUAACGGUUAUGAUGGCAGCAGAGUGGCCAGCUUUGCUACCCAAUGUCUGACAGCUGAACUUCUGCUCGGGCAGCUAAACUCCAGUCACACUGACAACGAUGUCCGCAGGAUUCUCACACAGGCCUUUGAUGUGGUGGAAAAAAGCUACUUUGACACAAUAGAUGAUGCUCUGGCUGAGAAAGCUCACCUGUCCAACUACCUCCUGCCACACAAUGAGAAUAUGUCAUUCCACCAGCUCUCUUCUCAGGGUCAGAAGGUGCAGGAGCGACUGAAGGAGCUGGAGCAGGAGGUUUCUGGAGGCACUACGGCAGUGGUGGCAUUGAUUCUCAACAACAAGCUCUAUGUUGCAAACGUUGGUACCAACCGAGUCCUGCUUUGCAAGUCCAGCAGCGAUGGCCAGAACCAGGUUCUUCAGAUUGGUCGGCCACACAGUACUGACAAUGAGGAUGAGCUGCAGAGACUGGCUGCUCUGGGUUUGGAUUCAGCUCGCGUAAGACAAGCAGGGCAGAUAGCUGGACAGAGCAGCACCAGGAGGCUUGGAGACUACAGGGUCAAAUUUAACUACAAUGAAAUUGACCUACUCAGUUCGGCCAAGUCGAUGCCAGUCAUCGCUGAGCCGGAGAUUCACGGCAGCCACUCUUUGGAUGGCGUAACAGGCUUCCUGUUGCUGAUGUCAGAGGGUUUGAUAAAUGCCCUCGAGUCUGCUCAUGGUCCCGAACAGGUCAAUCAGGAAAUUGUUGCCAUGGUAGCAGCAGAGCUGGCCCAGCAGACCAGUCUUGAGGCAGUGGCCCAGUCUGUGGUGGAGCGGGUCAAGCGGCUUCACCAUGACGUCUACGUGUCUGGCCGUCAGAGGGCGGCCUACUGUUCUCGUCACGAGGACAUGACACUGCUCAUCCGCACACUCAAUUACCCACUAGCAGAUGCUGUGCUCACACCCACACAGGGUGGUCGUAUCUAUCCUGUGUCGGUGCCAUACUCAAACAGCCAGAGUACCAGUAAAACCAGUGUCACCCUCUCACUGGUAAUGCCCUCCCAAAGUACCCUCACCAAUGGAACUAACACAGCCUCUACCCUGGAGGAAGGCACCCCCACACCAGGUCAGAGCCCCACGGCCACCCUCCAGUCCACCAACACACAGACUCAGAGCUCCAGCUCCAGCUCAGGGGACGGAAGCCUGUUCCGCCAAAGAGGGAGUCAAGCAGCGCAGCCUGAUGAGACGGGCAGGGUCCCACCCUACGUGGACUUCAGUCAGUUUUACCGACUGUGGGGAGGCGACCACAGUGAUGGCCAGAGCACCCAGGGAGGCCUUGGACCCCAGUGAUGUUGGAACUACUCCAGCCUGGAUUAUCUGGUGGAAAGUACAUGAACUGUGAAGAAGCAGAUUAUCAAGUGGUUGAAGAGAUGGAUCAUAUGCUAUUAAUGUUUUAUACCAGAAAAUAAAUGACCUGAAGUUGCAUGUUGGUAUAUCUUGAAAAGACUGGGCUUCAACAUCUUACACUGGGGUGCAACCAGUAAAACUGAGGAAAUGAUGUCAUCACAUGUUUGCAUUGUUUCUUCUUCUAUUGUAGACAGACGGUCAUGACUCAAUAUAUAUAAUCCAGAUUGUAGAAAUUACUGUCAAAUAUAAAAACAGGACUUUUAAGUUUGUGAAGUUGUGAAAGAUUACACACUGCAAGGCCUUAAAUGUAAUGAAUGAAUGAAUAUGUUUGAAAGUGCUUUUUUUUAUUUGUAACAAAAAUACAGUAUAUCUCUAGAUUAAUCCAUAAGUUGUCUGAGCGUCUCUUCAUGUUAACAUUCUUGACAACAGCCCCACCCCCAACUCCAGUACAAAUCACUUUGUACCAUUG